Messenger RNA from Monomorium pharaonis (pharaoh ant), 3423 nucleotides. Its product is annotated as glycine dehydrogenase (decarboxylating), mitochondrial. Gene Ontology annotation, molecular function: glycine binding; pyridoxal phosphate binding; glycine dehydrogenase (decarboxylating) activity. Gene Ontology annotation, cellular component: glycine cleavage complex; mitochondrion. Bases 330 to 3317 code for a protein of 995 amino acids. The transcript is spliced from 10 exons. The record is from RefSeq and is a predicted model, not a curated record. NCBI's taxonomy places the organism in Eukaryota, Metazoa, Arthropoda, Insecta, Hymenoptera, Formicidae. Gene Ontology annotation, biological process: glycine decarboxylation via glycine cleavage system.
UGUUUGUAUGUUGGAUAAAAAAUUCCAUUAGAUCGUAUUAGAUCGAAGUUAAACAUCUUAGCGUCACGAGAUAUUGACGGCGAAAAUAAUUUCUCAAUAUUGUCUUAUAUGUCGAACAGCUCAGGGUUCAAAAGCUGAAGAGUUCAAGCUGUAAUCAGGAGUUGUGACAUCAUCGUGCGAUAUCUGUACCCUGAGUAUAAAACCUCCGUCAACUUUAACACUUGUCAGUUUUAAGAAGAUUCUCAAGUGUGACCGUAGGAUUAAAUAUUAAGCGCCACAUUUUAAUUUCUAUUUCUAGUACGUUUCCACGUUACUCUUAAAAAAGUUACAUGAUGCAGUACGCUUUGAAGAUGGCAAGGUGCUCCAAACUUUUAAAUAAGCACAACAUUGUAGCUCAACAUAGUUUACAACUGAGUAGUUCGAACAAUAGACAGAAUAUGAAUAAAUUACUUCCGCAAAAAGAAGAAUUUCAAGCGAGGCAUAUCGGACCCAGGGAACAUGAACAGAUAGAAAUGUUAAAACUAAUUGGAUUUAAGAGUCUCGAUGAAUUAACAGAAACGGCAGUACCAGCUAAAAUUCUUCACAAGGGAGAUUUAAAUCUCGACGAGCCAGUCACCGAGUACGACCUAAUAAAACGAAUAACAAAAAUUUCGGAAAAGAACGACGUAUGGCGCUCUUACAUAGGUAUGGGGUACCACAAUUGCUGCGUACCACAUACGAUUAUGCGUAACAUUUUUGAAAAUCCCGGAUGGACGACGCAAUACACCCCUUAUCAGCCUGAGAUUUCGCAAGGGCGACUCGAAGGCUUGUUGAAUUACCAAACCAUGAUAUGUGAUUUCACGGGAAUGGAAGUGGCGAACGCUUCUUUGCUGGACGAAGGGACAGCAGCCGCGGAGGCUCUGGCGCUCGCAUAUAGACAUAAUAAGAGGAAAAAAUUAUUCCUCUCCGACCAAGUACAUCCUCAGACUAUCAGUGUUAUAGCGACACGCGCAGCUUCCUUGGGUUUAACGCUGGAGAUCGGAGAUGUGUUCAAAGUGGACACUAGCGGGAACGAUAUUGCCGGUAUUCUCAUACAGUAUCCCGACACAACUGGCUGCAUCCAUGAUUUCGAGGACGUUGUUAAAAGGGUGCACGCUAAUGGGACUCUCGUCUGCGCUGCCACCGACCUACUCGCAUUAGCUGUGCUUCAACCGCCGAGCGAUUUCGGCAUCGACAUAUGCGUAGGUACGAGCCAGCGUUUCGGAGUGCCUCUCGGAUAUGGCGGACCUCACGCCGGGUUCUUUGCGUGCCGACAGAAGCUGGUGCGAUUGAUGCCCGGCAGAAUGAUAGGUGUCACGAGAGAUUCCAGCGGACAGGACGCCUAUCGGUUAGCCCUUCAGACACGCGAGCAACACAUUAGAAGGGACAAAGCCACCAGCAAUAUUUGCACCGCACAAGCGUUGCUGGCUAACAUGUCUGCGAUGUACACGGUGUAUCACGGACCCCAGGGAAUACGGAAUAUCGCAAGCAGAGUGCACAAUUUAACGCUGGCUCUGGCGAAGGGCCUGGAGGUGACUGGAAACGCGAUAAAUAAUAUAUACUUUUUCGAUACUAUCACAGUGUCGCCAAAGAUUUCUGUGCAGAUGAUAAAGGAAAAUGCAAACAAAGCUAAAAUAAACUUAAGAUAUUUUAACGAUGAUACGAUUGGAAUAUCUCUCGACGAGACGACGACGAUAGAGGACGUGAAUGACCUUUUCAAGAUAUUUUCGGUGAAUGUCACGGUCGAAGAAGUUGUUAAAGAUGAGAGCUACCUAGCAAGAAGUUUGGACAAGUCAGAUUUUCAUCGUACUAUUCCGUACUUACAGCAUCCCGUUUUUAAUAGCUAUCACUCGGAGACGAGAAUAGUUAGGUACAUGAAGUCUUUGGAGAACAAGGAUGUAUCUCUCGUACAUAGCAUGAUUCCACUGGGUUCUUGUACGAUGAAAUUGAACUCGACGACGGAGAUGAUGCCUUGCAGCUUGAAAGGUUUCACAGAUAUACAUCCUUUCGUUCCGCUCGAGCAGGCCAAGGGCUACCAACAAUUGUUCGCUGAACUGGAACGAGAUCUAUGCGCAAUCACCGGUUACGAUGGAAUCAGUUUUCAACCGAAUAGCGGAGCGCAAGGCGAAUACGCGGGUCUGAGGGCCAUACAGUGCUAUCAUGAGUCGAAGGGUGACAAGCAUCGACAAGUCUGUUUGAUUCCGAUAUCCGCGCACGGCACGAAUCCCGCGUCUGCUCAAAUGGCGGGUAUGCAGGUAGAGCCGAUUCUCGUGCGAAAGGACGGAUCUGUCGAUACAGCUCACUUGAAGGAAAUGGUUGACAAACAUCAGAAGACGCUGUCAUGUCUGAUGAUCACGUAUCCGUCGACAAAUGGGGUGUUCGAGGAAACGAUCGGCGACAUAUGUAACAUGGUGCACAACGCUGGCGGGCAAGUAUAUUUGGACGGUGCCAAUAUGAAUGCUCAAGUUGGUUUGUGUCGACCUGGCGAUUACGGCAGUGACGUGUCGCAUCUCAAUCUGCACAAAACGUUCUGCAUUCCUCAUGGGGGUGGUGGACCUGGUAUGGGUCCCAUCGGAGUAAAGCGACAUCUUAUACCUUUCUUGCCGAAUCAUCCUGUGGUAAACUGUUUGGGUAACAACUAUGGCGACUUGAAGAAUCUUGGUGCCGUGUCGGCUGCGCCUUUUGGAUCGUCCUCUAUUCUACCGAUCUCGUGGGCUUACAUCAAAAUGAUGGGUCCAAAAGGCUUACGCAAGGCCACGCAAGUGGCCAUUCUCAACGCCAAUUACAUGAGCAAGAGAUUGGAGAAGUAUUACGAAACAUUAUACAAGGGUGGCACCGGGCUGAUCGCACACGAGUUCAUUCUGGAUGUAAGAGACUUUAAAAAAACUGCCAAUGUUGAGGCCGUUGAUAUCGCGAAGAGAUUGAUGGAUUAUGGUUUCCAUGCACCAACCAUGAGUUGGCCCGUAGCCGGUACUUUGAUGAUCGAACCAACUGAAUCCGAGGAUAAGACUGAGUUGGAUAGAUUUUGUGAUUCUUUAAUCUCUAUAAGAAAAGAGAUAGCGGAUAUUGAAGAAGGAAAAUUGGAUAUUGCACAGAAUCCUUUGAAAAUGGCACCUCACACACAAGAGCAAGUGAUAACGACCGAAUGGAAUCGACCAUAUUCGCGAGAGCUAGCAGCUUUCCCUGCUACAUUUGUGAAAGGAAGCAACAAGAUUUGGCCAAGUGUUGGAAGAAUAGACGAUAUUUAUGGUGAUAAGAAUCUAUUUUGUACAUGCCCGCCCAUUUUACCAGAACAAUAAUUGUACUAUUAUAAUUUAUACACCAUGUACAGUUAUUUAGUUGUGUAAUGCAAGACUAUUUAAAUAUUUAUUGUAACUUUUAUACAAAUAUAUUAUUUAUAUAAAA